Periconia digitata is the source of this 663-nucleotide messenger RNA. The record is from the annotation of a GenBank genome assembly. NCBI's taxonomy places the organism in Eukaryota, Fungi, Ascomycota, Dothideomycetes, Pleosporales, Periconiaceae.
UCGCAACUCCGACAAUGCCACGUGAACUCAUCGUCGACGAACCUCAGUCUCACAGCUAUUGAACAGCGCAAAGCAGCAAUGGAGACCGCGCAGCAGACUCCCUCACCAGGAAGCUUGAGCUGGAGGCUCAGCAGCCACCCCAUUACGCUGCUCACAUUUCUCUUCUUCCGCAUAUCAUCCCUCCUAGUCUACCUCUUCGGUCUCCGCCUCUUCACCUCAAACUUCGUCCUCAUCUUCAUCAUCACCAUCCUCCUUCUGGCCACCGACUUCUACUACCUCAAGAACAUCGCGGGGAGGCGUUUGGUCGGGCUACGAUGGUGGAACGAGGUCGACGGCGCAUCAGGCGAUAGUCGCUGGGUAUUCGAGAGCGCGGAUCCUGCUGAGCGGGAAGUCAACGCAACGGAUAAGCGCUUCUUCUGGAUUGCGUUGUAUGCGCAGCCCGUGCUGUGGAUUCUGUUGGCCAUUGUGGCACUGGUCAGCUUCGAGUUCAUCUGGUUGACGCUUGUUGUCAUCGCGCUUGUCCUCACUCUCACAAACGCUCUUGCCUACUCGCGCUGCGACAAGUUCAGUCAUGCUUCUGGCUUCGCUUCGAACGCCAUGUAUGGAUCCGGUCUUGCCAGGAACCUUGCUAGUGGUGUGGUUACAAGUUGGUUCAGGAGGUAG